GGGGGUUUUUUUUUUCCGCUUCCUUUCUGGGCGCUUGUGACUGUGUGCCCUAGAAGCAGGAUCCCUUUAAGACCCAGAGGGAAUUUCCUCUUAUUUCCCUUCUGCUUCCCCCCUCCUUUUUAAUUUCCUUUUUUCCCUCUUCUUUCCAGGGUGCCGUUUGCAUCAGGGCUGGGUCUCCAUCGCUGAGCUGCUGCACAAGCAGAGGAUUAAAAAAAGGAAAGAGAAGAUAGAAAGACACAGCGAGGAAGAGGAGGAGGAGGAGGAAGAAGAAGAAGGGGUGAUGAAGGCAUAACCCACCCAAGCUGCCUGCAGGAGUGGGCCUGGGGAAGGAAGGGAGAUCUCUUUCUGUCCUCCCCAUUGCCACCCAUCCCAGGGGUAAGGACCCCAUUCCAACCUCACUACUCCUACCCCUACUCCUUCCCUGCUUAGCUGCUGGCCGACCCAUUUUUCACAUACCCCCCCUCUUCCCAACCCCGACCCCAGUCAAUGACUGACUGACUGACCGCCUUUCCCUCCCCGACACAAUGAAAGCCGCUUUCUAGAUGGAGCUGUCGCUGUUGCUGCUAUUGCAGCCUCCGCUGUUGCACUACGGCGCAGUUCUUCGCUGGCUUCUCGCGAUGUGAGUCUGGGCUGCAGCUGAGCAAGGAAGGGAGGAAGAGGAAGAGGAGGCAGUCGAGGAGGAAGCAGUGGAGGCUAUGUGGUGUCCGCGACACCCGGAGUCCGGCUGAACCAUGAUGAAGACCGAGCCCCAAAACUGUCCAGGCAGUGGCACCAACAGCAGCGCCAGCAGCAAUAGCAGCACCGGCAACGGAGGGAGCCUGCGGAGCGCCUCGCCUCACCGGAACGCCUACGAAGCCGGCAUCCAAGCCUUGAAAGCCCCCAAAGAUGCCCUGGGCAACGCCGAGAGCGAGGAGGCCAAGAAAGCCCGGCACAAGAAGUAUGGCUCCAACGUGCACCGCAUCAAGAACAUGUUCCUCCAAAUGGGAGGCGAGGCCGGAGGAGGUGGCGGCGCUGGCGGUGGCAGCAUUGGCGUUGGAGGAGUGGAGCUGGCCAAGCUGAAGGAGAAGCCCGUCCGGCUGUCCUUGCCCCGGGCCAGCAGCCUGAAUGAGAACGUGGACCACAGCGCCUUGCUGAAGCUGGGCACCAGCGUGUCCGAGCGGGUGAGCCGCUUCGACUCCAAGACGGACAAGCCGCUGUCCAAGCUCCAGGAGACUCGGAAGAUCUUUGAGAGGAGCCUUCAGGAGAAGGAGACCACCAACAAGCUCCUGCUGAGGAAAGAAAGGGGAGGCUUCCAGGAUAGGAAGCUGGACGUGGUGGUGCGCUUCAACGGGAGCACUGAGUCGCUGGACAAGCUGGACACCGAAGCCGUCUCGCCCACCGUCAGCCAGCUCAGUGCCGUCUUUGAGAAGGCCGACCUGAGGAACAACCUUCACAAAGCACCGGGCAAAGUCGGGCCUCUCAACUCCAAGAUUGUUCCCAAAAGGUCCAGGGUCUUUCUCCAGGCGCCCGAAGCAGGGGCCAAGGCGGACACUCGGAGUAGCGAUGGACCUGCUGCCCAGGCGAGAGGACAGCAGCCCGAGGCUGACAAGAACCAAGGCAAACCUCCAUCUGGUGGUCCAGGUGGUGUCGGAGCAGGGAAGCCGGGUGAUAAGGACAGUCAUGCAGGCCUCCGUCCACAGAAGGUCCAAGAGGUGCGUAAGAUCAAGCCUGUGGAGGUGGAGGAGAGUGGAGACUCGGAGCAGGAGUUCGAGGCGGCAGAGGUGGCAGUGGCAGCCGCCAUAGCGGAGGAGCACAGCAAGGCCUCCAAAGGGUCGGACGCUCUCAGGGCCGAGGUGAUCCAGGCGGAGGUGACAGUCCAUGCGGCCUUGGAAAAUGGGCGGCUGGGGUCUGAGUCUCACUUGGAAACUCCAGACACGUUGGCAAGUUCUUAUGGUGAGGAAGCUACCAAGGCUGAGGGACCAGAGGAGAAUGACUUGUGUGAUGAGUCCAAGAAGGAAGACUUCUCCGAGGCUGACCUGGUGGACAUCAGUGCCUAUAGUGGGCUGGGGGAGGAUUCGGGAGGGAGCGGGCUGGACGAAGACGAGGAUGCCGACGGACUGUACGCACCAGAAUCCAGCUGUAUGGAGAUCGCUGGCUUGUCAGAAGAGGAAGAGUCUGCCCCCAACCGCAAGAUCCAUUUCAGCACAGCCCCUAUUCAGGUUUUCAGCACCUAUUCCAAUGAGGAAUAUGACCGGCGGAAUGAAGACGUUGAUCCCAUGGCUGCUUCAGCAGAGUAUGAACUUGAGAAGCGAGUGGAGAGGUUAGAUCUCUUUCCUGUGGAGCUAGAGAAAGAUUCUGAAGGUCUUGGAAUCAGCAUUAUUGGGAUGGGAGCCGGGGCUGAUAUGGGCCUUGAAAAACUUGGCAUCUUCGUCAAGACAGUGACAGAAGGAGGAGCUGCCCACCGAGAUGGCAGGAUCCAAGUGAAUGACCUGAUUGUCGAAGUAGAUGGCACCAGUUUGGUCGGCGUCACCCAAAGCUUUGCAGCAUCUGUGUUGAGGAAUACCAAGGGUAGAGUCCGGUUCCUGAUUGGGAGGGAAAAGCCGGGAGAGCAGAGCGAGGUGGCGCAACUCAUCCAGCAAACACUCGAACAAGAGCGAUGGCAGCGGGAAAUGAUGGAACAGCGGUAUACCCAGUACACAGAAGAAGAUGAAGAAACAGGUGAAUAUGCAACCGAUGAAGAUGAGGAGAUGAGUCCCAUGUUCCCCAGCAGCGAAAUGGCAAUUGAGGUUUUUGAGCUGGCUGAAAAUGAAGAUAUGCUGUCUCCAGUAGAGAUGGACCCUGAAAAGCUGGUGCAUAAAUUUAAGGAGCUCCAAAUCAAGCAUGCUGUGACCGAGGCUGAAAUACAGCAGCUGAAAAGAAAGCUGCAGUCCAUUGAACAAGAGAAAGCCCGUUGGCGUCUUGAGAAAGCCCAACUAGAACAGAGUGUAGAAGAGAACAAGGAACGGAUGGAAAAGCUGGAAGGUUACUGGAUGGAGGCCCAGAACUUGUGCCAGGCUGUGGAUGAACACUUGAAAGAGACCCAGGCCCAAUAUCAGACGCUAGAGAGGAAGUACAGCAAAGCCAAGCGACUCAUCAAAGAAUAUCAGCAGAAGGAGAUUGAGUUCCUCAAGAAGGAGACUGCUCAGCGUCGCAUCCAAGAGGAGUCUGAGAUGGCCCACAAAGAAGAAGUUGACAAAUUGCAAGAGAAGAUCUCUGAACUGGAGGCGAAGCUGCAGACUUUGAAAAAUUCCAACCCGACUUAAAAAGAGAGAGACAGAGAGAAAGAGAGCAGAAAAACAUAUAAAACCAACCAGAGCAAUUAAUUCUUCUUCUCUAACUACUACUAUUAUUUGCAAAGGAUAUAUUUAGAAUUUUUCUGCCACUCACCCACUCUAGAGUCUUCUUCCAUCCUCUGCCUGAUUUCCCUUAUUUCUCCAAUUGGGAAAUAAGACCUAGUACAGUCAGAAGAACUACUGGCGGAAGGGUAGCCAAUGGCCUUGCCUUCUGUUGAACGUGGGGGAGAGAGGAAAGCGGUGAAAGGUCAGGUGGGGUGCUGAAAUACAGAGUGGACUGCAGAGGCACAACCCAAGGGGGGCGAAUCGUUGUCAGUUUCUGUGUCCAGUGUGCGUCUUGUGUCAACUGGAUGGACAGACUGUGGGGAAGUGGAGGCUCCAGUCCCGUGUGUCCAACCUUAUGUGUCUUCUGUCCCAUCUGCCUGAUGAGAACCUUGAACCAGCCAGGAUGAAUCAGGACUGAGAUCUCUUGGCCUGCCACUCCUACACAUGGUUUUCUCAGCCCUUCACGUCUGCGGGCGACAAACUGGAACACAGCAGGACUCUGCUGGCAAGAAGUGAGACCAGCUCAUUCAUGUUGCUUCCUAAAUCUUUUGGGGUGGGUGGGGAAUGGACAGACUUUGGACUUUGGAACUGGAUGAUCUUGCCUUUAAAAUGUUCAUGUGUUGGACAACUUGGAACCCGUUAUUCUCUGUUUAGUGCGAUGGUGGGAAAUAUGUCUGUGAUUUUAUUUUAUUUUUUACAGAGGGGCCAGUAGGAGAUUUUGCUGGCUUCCAUCUCUGGGGACUCAAAAGAGGCAUGACCUCCAGAAAGCCCAGGUGGCAUCUGAAAAGACACAAUGGCUGACUUUUUACAUCAGGAAAAGAACAUCUGCCUCGUUUUUCCUCCUCGUUGCAUUUUAUUAAUGUUGUCCUGGAAAAAUGGGGGGCUGGGGAUAAUACUCAGGAGGUUUACAAACAGGGCGGGAGUUGAAUAUUUAAACCUAAGAGUCAUGAGUAAGCAUGGCAAGGUGACUGUAGCCAGGAGUUGAAGCCAGAGCUUUGAGAAAACAUGAAACUGAGCGGGGAACCCACUUUCUCCAGUGGCAUCUCUCGACCUACUUGAUCAAACCAGUGUUGCAGUUCUGUGCCAGCUGUCGUGCAUUCGAUAGAAGGAAAUGUGCAAAGGUACCCCUUCUCCAAAGACUUGAUCUGUGUCUGCUUGGCUCCUGUCAGCACGAGGGUGCAAAUGUGGAGGUGGGGAUCUAAAGCCAAGGGGCUGCAAAAGAUAGAAACAGAAUCAAAAUGCAUGAUGAACCAAUCUCUGGGGCAUUGCUUGUAAGGGUUAUUGCCUGGUGUUCCUUAUUUUAGGUCAUCACUUUCAUUCCAGAACAAAACACUGAACCACUGUGGAUAUCCCAUGUUUACAUCACACCCACCUCUGCUUCAUAAACUGCACACAUCCAUUUAAGUUUUUAUGUUUUGACCUGGCAUUAUUUAGAGGUAUACUGUUCCUCUCUGAUGCAACACCAUGUUGUCAGAAUUAUCCUUGCAAGUGGAUGCCCACCCAACAUCUUGACCAGCAUCUCUUUUUUCCCUUUUUCAAAAGUAUGAGAUAAUAUCAGUCCCAAAGGCACUUUAGCAGUGACUGGCAAAUCUGAUGGCAUAGCCUUCAUAGCCAGUAGUUUGAAGCAGUAUUUAAUAUUGGCAAUGAUUUACAAAAGCUCUUAGUUUCGAAAAUAUCAGACAAUUUUGGGUCCUCUUUCUUUCCAAUCUUCUGAGAGCAAUAGUCCAGGAAUGUUGCUCCUCAUCUACCAUAACCAUCAUGGACCAAGGAUUGAUAUGCCUGAAAAUGCAAUUAUUCAGGCCUGAGCCAAAACAUUAUGCCACGGUAAACAUAAAAAAUAUGAGAGAGAGCAUGCAUAAAGCUGCAUUUCCAUGGUAUGGCUCUCCAUCGUGUUUGAAAUCUGCUGACCGCAAGGCAUCAAUUUCAUGGACAGUGCUGCGACUGACAGCAACUUCUGUGUGCAGGGUGUAAUGCUGGAAUCAGGGUUUACAGAGCAAAAUAGCUUAUCCAUGGAAAAGGGCAGGAUGAAGCUUUCAAGAAGGCUGUAUGGAGGCUCCUACUUUCUCCACGUGUGGUUUCUUUGUCUCUUUAACAUGGUUGCCUUCUGAACCAGGCUUUUCUUUUUGAUCAUUGUACAUUAAUCAGCCUAGAAUUUGAUGAAAGGGUGGCAAGAUAAUUUUCUAAGCAGCUGGUGGGAAUCGCUAAUCCUUGAUAUUUUCUCAGAAUUCUGUAAAAUAGGUGCAUAUCACCAAGAAGGAAGUUCCUUACUGAAUCACCUGUAAGACAUUUUGACAGUAUUUUUGGCACUUCUAUUAACUGUGAACCUAAAGCUCUUGUUGCGUAUCUUCCAGGGAAAAUGGAAGCAAAUGUGUAUAUUGUAAAGUGAUUGCUGGAAAAGUCACCUUUUUCCCCUCAAAAGGAGCCAAAAUAAUGCUGUUUGAAAACCCUGUAAAUUAUUAUUAGUAGCGUUAGUAUUAUUUAAAAGCAGUAUUCUGUCAAGAAUGAACCUACUUUUGGCUUUCAUUUGUAAACUGGAAUUUGUUGCGAGAGUGGAAAUGCCUACCGCUUCCCCCCUUCUUCCAUAGUUUCUACUUGAGUAAGAAAGGGACUGUUUCCCUCAAUUUAACUUUAUAUUCUUGUUCUUUAUUUUUUGGGGUAUAUGAUAUCCCUUCAUAAUCAUAGCAUUUCUUGCUGUGAUUCUGAUACCUGCUUCAGGGCUUCUCAAUGGAUUGGGAGGUACCGUAGAGUCUCACUUAUCCAACAUAAACGGGCCGACACAACGUUGGAUAAGCUAAAAUGUUGGAUAAUAAGGAGGGAUUAAGGAAAAGCCUAUUAAACAUCAAAUUACAUUAUGAUUUUACAAAUUCAGCACCAAAAUACCAUGUUUUAAAACAAAUUGACAGAAAAAGCCGUUCAGUACACGGAAACGUUAUGUAAUUACUGUAUUUACAAAUUUAGCACCAAAACAUUGCAAUGUAUUGAAACAGCUGUGGAUCUGGGCAGGAGGCAGACUGCAUUGGAUACAGAACUUUGGAUGCGUGAAGGUUGGAUAAGCGAGACUCUACUGUAUUUGAAAAGGUGGACCAUCUUUCUCUCAUUCUUCCAUUCCUUUCCCUAAAACAUUCAGACCAAAAAUAAGGAUAUAUAAAUUCUCAAAGGGUAGAUUCAUACAUAAUUUUGUAACUUGGCAUUCCUUGUUCGUUUCACCAGGUUUGCUGGAUUAAGAGGCAAUGAAAACUGUCAAGCAUUUUUCAUACAUGGCAAUGAUGUACAGGAUGCAAACCUAAGACCGCAGGUCAUACCUGUGUAACUAUCUUUAUGCUCCCAAGAGCAACUAAAGAUGGAACAAAUGGUAACUUGUUUUCAGGGCAUGCUUAUGAAUGGAGUGCAGCUUCUGCUCCACAUAUCUGGUCAUCCAGAAUUAAAAUGCUCAAGACCGUUUGGUCUAGAACUGGAAAACCUGUUUGCAGUUGUCAGAUUGUAUGCGCCAUCACAUAUAUAUAGUACUUAGAAGCUCACGCUUCAGGAGGUAAGCACAUCAAUGCCCAUAAAUACAUGCCUUGGAUACAAAUGACUGAACUCUUUGUGUUGGAAGGGUUUGCAAAAGGUCUCACCUGUAUCCAUGAUGCGAUCCAGAAGGUUGGGGCGUAAGUUUUUGGUUUGCUGUAUUCAUUUUCUAAUGUGCUGUUAUACCCACAGAAUGCAGAAGUUCCUGGCUAUUAUCAGUAGCCAGAGAUGCAGGAAAGGAGUGGAUGACAUUGUGGAAAUCUCCUUUCCCCAAGGGUCAGAAAAAAAUCCAUUAAAAAAAACACAUUACCUUAACACAGACAACCACACAUAGCAUCCCAGGUUAUAGCCAAUGGAAUAGCUUUGCACCGAAGCCGUGGUGCCAGAGACGUACAAUGUACUGUAAACAGUAACUGUGUGCCAGGUCAGAAUAUUUUUUUUUAUGCAAAGGGAGAUAUGUUCUGCCGAAAAGUGUUUUAAAAGAAAUCAUCUUAAAUUUUUAAUUUGAUCUCCUUUACACAGGUAUAAAAGUGUAUGUAUAUAAUAUAUAUAUAUCUGUAUGUAUGUAUGUACGUAUUGUUCCUGGUUUUGUAUUCCGAUUGUCCUAUCAUCCGAUCAUAUCAGAUAAACUGCAGGUCUUUGUUUCCA
Molecule: messenger RNA, 7511 nt
Organism: Anolis sagrei ordinatus
Lineage: Eukaryota; Metazoa; Chordata; Lepidosauria; Squamata; Anolidae
Source: RefSeq, a predicted model, not a curated record